AGGGAGGGAGGGAGGGAGCGGAAUUAGUCAGUGGUAGAGGGGAGGAGAGGAGGCGAGGAGGCGGCGGGCUGUUCUGCCGAGGUGGACGUGGCGGGUCCGGCCGAGUGAGCUACAAGUGACGGACGGAGGACCGAACCGGGCGGACAGCCGGCCAUGACGCGGACCCCCCUCAGGCUGGUCCCGGUCAGGUGAGGCUGGUGAUCCUCUCAGGGACACGCCCCCUGGCCCCCGGCCCCUCCUCUCUCAGGACAGGUAGAUCUCUCCGGCAGCUGAGGGGAGGGAGGAGGAGGUCGGACCUCAGCGAUACUUCAGGUGUCGGACAGAGUGAGACGAGGAUAAGCUCCACCCCCUCACCAUGACAGACUUGGAGGCCGAGUGUUUGAGUCUCGGCUUGCCCCCCGACUGCGGCUCCCCGUCCCCGCCCCUGGACGCCUCCCUGCAGGCGGACUGCGGCUCGGGGUCGUCCGCAGCCCCAACCCCAGCGCCGCCCACUCUGGCCCUCCUCUCCGCCGACUGCCCGACGCCCACGCUCAGCUCGCUGGCGGCAGAGAUCGUCGAGCCGCUAGUGAUGCUUCCGUGCGUGAAGAGCGAGCCAGAGGAUGGAGAGCUAGACCCCAUCGGCACCGUGGACCUGUCCGAGAUCCAGCCGCUGUCCACUGCCGAGCUGGGCCGCGAGCAGAUCAAGAUGGAGAUCAGCGGCCUUGACUACAUCAAGUCGGAGCAUCACUGUCACCAUGGCAACCACCACCACCACCACCACCACCACCUGGGCCCGUUUCACCACGGAGACAUCGCAGAACUGGAGUACAAGUCGCAGUACGAGCCCGGCUCCGUGUUCGACUACAUCUCCCAGGUGACUGACACUCUGGACUACAUCAAGUCCGACCACCAUGUAGACCUUCAGUGUUACUACACCACCGAGCUCGGUUCCGCCAACGCCAUGUCGGCCCACCUGCAGCAUAACGGCCUGGAGUCCAUCCACAUGGCCGAGCUGCGCACCGAGCUUAACAAGCUCCGCCCAGACUCCCUGCUCCUGGACGGCGGCAUGGUCAAACCAGACCCCGAGUUCGUAGGCGGAGCUCUGUACGAGCUGCAGCCGGCCGAGCACGGGACGGGAGGAGGAGUCAUCGUUACCAAGACCCAGAGCCCGACGGUGAGGAAACCUCGCAACAUGCAAGGGGAGAAGCCGUUCUCCUGCACACAGUGCGGGAAGAACUUCAGCACGCUGGGAAACCUGAAGACGCACCAGCGCAUACACACUGGCGAGCGGCCGUACUCCUGCUCGCAGUGCGGCAAGAGCUUCGGCCAGGCGGGCAACCUGAAGCGCCACCAGCUGAUCCACACGGGCCAGAAGCCGUACGUGUGCGCCCACUGUCCAAAGGGCUUCACCAAGGCCGAUGACCUGCGCUCGCACCAGCGGCUGCACACCGGCGAGCGGCCGUUCAUCUGCGUCACGUGCGGGAAGAGCUUCGGCCAGUCGAAGGAGCUGAAGGCGCAUCAGCUGAGCCACACGGGCGAGCGGCCGUUCUGCUGCCAGCACUGCGGCAAGAGCUUCACCAAGGAGACAAGCUACCGCAACCACGUGCAGAUCCACACGGGCGAGAAGCCCUUCACCUGCUCGCAGUGCGGUAAGACUUUCAGCAACUCUGGCGUGUUAAAGACGCACGAGAAGAUCCACACGGGCGAGCGGCCAUUCGGCUGCACGCAGUGCGGCAAGAGCUUCGGCCGCCUCGGCCACCUGAAGGCCCACCAGCAGAUCCACACGGGCGAGCGGCCGUACGCUUGCCCGCACUGUGCCAAGACUUUCAGUCAGUCGGGUCACCUGAAGGCCCACGAGCAGAUCCACCGGCGGGAGCGAGGGGACACGGCGAGCGGCGGCGGCAGCAGCAGCAGCAGCAGCGUGGGCAGCGACAGUAGCUAAGGAAGCCCGUGACCUUUAACCUUGCGGAACACAAAGUAUUAUUCCCUUUUUUUUUAUAAAUAUUAUCUAUAAAGUUUUUUCCUUAUGAAUUUUUCUUACAUUUGAAUAUUUUAAUACCUUUGUGCUCUUGUUGAUCAUGUUUGUGUUGGACGACGGAUUUGUUCUGAUGCAAGUGUCUGUGUGAGGUGGAGGGGCUUGUAGAUAAUCUGUGAACUGGUCUCUCUCUCUCUCUCUCUCUCUCUCUCUCUCUCUCUCUCUGUCUCUCUCUCUCUCUCUCUCUCUCUCUCUCUCUCUCUCUCUCUCUCUCUCUCUCUCUCUCUC
This is a messenger RNA of Scophthalmus maximus (turbot), 2242 nucleotides long. RefSeq lists its product as uncharacterized. The coding region runs from base 356 to 1921 and encodes 521 amino acids. The transcript is spliced from 3 exons. The record is from RefSeq and is a predicted model, not a curated record. Lineage: Eukaryota; Metazoa; Chordata; Actinopteri; Pleuronectiformes; Scophthalmidae.